Messenger RNA from Epinephelus moara (kelp grouper), 3561 nucleotides. Its product is annotated as butyrophilin subfamily 1 member A1-like. Gene Ontology annotation, molecular function: protein binding. NCBI's taxonomy places the organism in Eukaryota, Metazoa, Chordata, Actinopteri, Perciformes, Serranidae. The coding region runs from base 1351 to 2823 and encodes 490 amino acids. The transcript has 9 exons. The record is from RefSeq and is a predicted model, not a curated record.
CAUUAACCGACUACACACAUUUAUUUUGAAGCUAUUGUCACAUAAAUUCCGGUCCCCUCUGAUUUUUCCUGUUUAUAUCCAAGCAGCGCUCUCACGUGAGAAUUCACAAACUACAUAAGUCCUGUCCCUCAUUAGCACAUCUGGCACAUCUGUGUUUAACAUCAUUAUACAUAAAGUUUCUUUUAUACUCAGUCGAUGAAGAAGAAGAGGUAUCUUCUAUACCUUUGAAGACAGUCUGUUAAAAUGUAUGAUUUGAUCUUUGUAGGUGACAAAUACAUGUUUUAACUGACCCAAUUAACGCUGGAUUUCCCCCCAAAAGACCAAGAAAAUAUUCCUCAAACCUGAGCAGCUGCUUUAAAAUGUCUGACAUUUAACUCUUAGGAUCUACCCAUCCAGUGUGUUCUUAGAGUCCAGAUGGGGCUAUAAUAAGCUAUUGCAUCCAAAAUUACAUGUCUGUCAUAGAUAAGCAUGAAGAACAUUUACAUCUUGUGGUAGAUCAUUCCAGUUUGUUAGGUAGGAUUUGGACAAGUGUAGAAACUAAUUGCAUCUAUCACAUUUUAUAAUAUAUGAAUGAAAAAAUGCAUUACACUCUUCAUGACUUCACAAGUGGGUGUGCAUUUAAAAAAAAAGUCUUUAUGGGUGUUAGUUUCUUUGAUUUUGUGUUUAUAUUUCUUAAGCAUGAAUAUAAUCUUUAUGUUCUAUAACCGUAGCCUGCUUUUGUUUGGACAAUAAAUACACCAGGCAGGUGUUAUACCUACUGAUCCACCCCCUAACGAGACCUGUGCGGACUUUAGACCUAAUUUAGUCAUAAACCUAUUUGGAUAAAGCAUAAUGAUACAAAUUCUCCCAUAACAGUCUUCUUUGUUGUAAGCAAUGUUUAUGUAAUUUAUUAAUAGCUUACAAUUAUAGCCUACUCUAGUUAUUAAUGUGAUUUUUUAUUUCAUCAGGAAAAGAUUUACUUCGGUAAGUUAAUAAACCUCAAAUAAACAAGUGGGAAAUGGCCAUGUGUGUAUUUUGACUCUGCAAAUUUAGAUUUCAUAUAAAUACAUGAGCGUUUAAAUGAAAAUGCUCCUAACAGAGCAGUGUGUCCGCUCUCACUCUCACUCACACCCGCAGCGGGCAAGUGGAAAGUGAAAGGGAAAGUAAGAGCGGUUAUUUGAUAAGCACAGGGAGUGGAGGAGUGCGGUCAUUUUCUCCGAUAUCCCACGCUUUCAAAGGAUUGACUUUGAAAAGCCAACGUUGGCUUAAAAUCUACAUGUUUAAACCAGUAUUCCAUACUUAUCUUCGACACUAAGGACUGUACGUCGAGCUGCGUCAAGGAUAUUGCGCCCUGGAGUUCCUAACAGCACGAUGGGUGCAGUUAUGAUGCAUGUGUACCUUGUGGCUGCAUCACUGUGUGUGUGUGGCGCUGCCCCCAUCUCAGAUAGCCUUGAGGUUUUAAGGACCCCUGUCUCAGUGUACCGCGGCCACACAGCCACAUUACCAUGCUGGCUCAAUCCCCCACAAAAUGCAGAGGGUCUGGAGGUACACUGGUACCGUGGUGGUGACUCCCUGAUCUUGUUUUACCGUGGAAAAAAGUUUGAGGACACAUCCCAGGAAGCUUCGUACGUGGGCCGAGUCUCGUUUGGCUUGAAGGAUGCAGCGUCUGGAGGGCUGGCGACAGGUGACGUGAGCCUGAAGCUGAAAAAUGUCACCAUUGAGGACGCAGGAGAAUACACCUGUUACGUCAGCAGCGAUCAGAGUUACGACAGAGCCACUGUCAGUCUCCAGGUGAUAGCAAUGGGCGCCCCGCCUCUCCUGUCAGCGGUUUGGAAAGAAGACAACAUGUUGAAUAUGAGCUGCGAGUCUCAAGGCUGGUAUCCACAGCCUAGUCUGCGCUGGUCGGAUCAAAAGCAGGAUCUCCCCCCCAAAAACCUGAAGUACAGCAAAGACUCUUCUGGUCUCCUGUCAGUCCAAAGCUGGCUUCUUGUCUCCAGCUCCACUGAGGUCUCCUGCUCAGUGGGCAUCGCUGACAAAGAGGCGAAGGAGGCAAGAGUGCACCUGGGGAGUCCUCCUCAACCUGAGUCUGGAUCCUCAGUGGGUGGAUGGGUGGCUUUCGCACUUCUCCUCACGGCCGUGCUCGUGUUACUUGGAGUGCUGUAUUUCAUAAGGAGAGGGAAGAAAGCCAAAUCAGGAAGUGACCAUGCUGAAGAGAAUACUAAACUUUUACCAAAAGAAGACAUCCUUAAAGCCAGCAAGCCUUACGUUAACGUCACACUUGACAAGGCGGAAAAUAAAUAUCUCACAAUCAAGGAUGGUCAUAUGCUGAGAGACGCCGGCGGUACGUUUCCGCAGGUUACCUGUCUGACAGCUAUCAAAGGAACACCUGGCUUCUCAUCUGGAGAACACUACUGGGAGGUUUCUUUGUGGAAACCAAACGUAGGUGUCAAACAGUCGUGGUGGGUAGGCAUUACAAGUGCAGCUGUCAUUCCUCAGUCAGAUUUUACUCCAACUACAUCUGAUGGUUUCUGGUUCCUGUCGUCUUCCCCUGGCGGAGCAAAUACCCUUCAGUUUAGCACACAACCACAAGUUGUACUUCCCAUUUAUUCCAGACCACAGACAGUCGGUGUGUAUUUGAAUUAUGGCAAAGGAGAGCUUUCCUUUUAUAACGUGGAAAAUAAGAGUCUCAUCGGCAGUUUAAAAGCUACCUUCACAGGUGAAGUUUUCCCGGUUUUCAAUCCUGGUACAGGUGACGUAGCAUCUAUGGAGAUAUUGCAGAGGACAGAACAGGGUCAGUCGAGUGAGACGGGGAACUCUGUAGGUUCAACAGCACAGGAGAAUUAAUCUCAAUAUCAUCAAUGAAAUGAAAACACAAGGGGUCAGUUUUAUAUUUAAGCACGGUACUUGUACUUUGUGCGGAAGGGAAAAAGAGGAUAUAUUAACCGAGCCAAGUUUAAGUUUGGUUUUACUUUAUGGUUUUAUUUAGGGUUUAAGGAAAGUUGUUGAGCGAGUGACGUGGGUGACCUCCCAACAUCUGUAAAUAAGUCAUAUUAAAGGGAAACCACACCUAAAUUAAGAAUUCCAAUAUGCUGUUUUUUGGCCUUUAAAAAUGUAAUCAAUAUUUGUGAACAUGAGUUUCUCUCUCUCAAAGCCAGAGACCAGACAAGUCACAAACUUGUGAUGUCAUCAAGUAUAAAGUCCAUACUUGCCUUUGGCCAUGUCGUCAAGCUAGUUUGCCGUCUCCGUUAAGUAGCUGUCUAUUAAGCCCUGUUUCCACCGAGCAGUAUGGUUCAGUUCAGUGAACUUUUUUUCUGUUUCCACUGUGAAAAGUUGUGGAUGGUACCAAUGGAACCGUUCCAUACUGUCCCCAUUUUGGUCCCCCCUCUGUUGGGGUACCUAGUACACAGAUCUGGCACUAAAAGGUGGAGCUGUGAACACUGCAGUCUGUUGAUUGGUCAGUAGAGGACAGUCACUCUGCUCAGGGCUGAGCUGUGGCUGGUUUUAAGCUUACGUAACCACUGUUCAUACCGGGGAGAGUUUUAUUAGUAGACUGUAACUAUACAAUAAAGGAUGUUUUGCUGA